AUGGAGUCUGUACUACCUCAUUACUCUACUCGCAGUGCUCAAUCCCUCCCCGAAGAGACCAGCGCCACCAAGAAGAAGCGUCGUCAGAACGUCGAAAAUGGCGGGCUCGCAGCAAUUGACGAACUGGAGCACGCCAAGCCAAGACUAACCAACACGCACAAGCUUCGCAUGGUGAGGGCACUGGUGACAGCCAUGGAGCACGAGCUCCUAGACCUCCAGUCCAAAUGGGCCGAGCAGAUACCCGACGUACGCACACGGGUCACAGCACAACGCUGCGCCUUGGAGAAGUACAUCGCUCGGCAGAGUGACAAAGCGCACCGAGAGCUCCAAGAACUGUUUCAAGAGCACCAACUCCUGCUAGCUUCGCUGCAGACGGCCGUGUUCAAAAGUCCCCUGCAUUCCAGUGGCCGCGAAAUACGAUCUCUUGCGACGGUGCCCUCUAUCGUGGAGAAGUUCUCGCAACUGACGAUUGACAAGAAGAUGAAGAAGGCAGGGGACAUCUCGAUGAUGCCGCUGUCUCACAUUGAUAUCUCCGGUUGUGAGGACUGCACACUGGUGUCGAGCGUCUUCAUCUCGGAGAUUCCUCACACAUCUUUGGAGGUCGUCUACGCAUCUGUGCUCGCUUACUUCGGCUCAAUAGCUGCGACGCUGAAGCGCCACUUGGGCGUUGAUACCACAACCCAGCUUCUCAACAGCGCGGAGUCUCCGGUGCAUUAUUUGCGCUCAAGUUUCAAGCGUCCUCAAGGGUCUUGGACGGAGAAUUACGUUUUGUGCUCGGAUCUCACGCCGGCUCACGGAAUGGUCCACAUCGACGCGGUGACGGACGAUCCGCUGUGUCCUGUGUCCGCUUCCGCGUCGUGGCAGUACAGUAUUUGUGGUCUCACUGUUACGCCUCGGAAACACAAGUUGACGGGUAGAACGCUAUCGGUGACGCUGCGUUGGGUGGUUGUGUAUCGCUAUGAGACGAUGCCGAAUGAUCCUGCGAUCCAAGCAGACUUGGAGAUUAUCCGACCCAUUUUGAACGGAGACUUGAUCACUGCGUCCGUAUGCAACUAUAUCCAGGAACUGCAGGAAGGACGCAAAGAACUUUCGUUUAGAAAGACGUGGAGACUUGAAGAAGCUGAAUUGGAAGUAUAA
Phytophthora sojae is the source of this 1137-nucleotide messenger RNA. RefSeq lists its product as hypothetical. The coding region runs from base 1 to 1137 and encodes 378 amino acids. The transcript is spliced from 2 exons. The record is from RefSeq and is a predicted model, not a curated record. NCBI's taxonomy places the organism in Eukaryota, Oomycota, Peronosporomycetes, Peronosporales, Peronosporaceae.